Molecule: messenger RNA, 3565 nt
Organism: Mus musculus (house mouse)
Lineage: Eukaryota; Metazoa; Chordata; Mammalia; Rodentia; Muridae
Gene: Uba1y
Product: ubiquitin-activating enzyme, Chr Y
Exons: 27
Coding region: 140-3403 (1087 amino acids)
Biological process (GO): protein ubiquitination
Molecular function (GO): ubiquitin-like modifier activating enzyme activity; ubiquitin activating enzyme activity
Source: RefSeq, a predicted model, not a curated record
CCAGCGCCAUCUUGUUUCUCGUGUGAGGAGAAGGACGCUCAUUUUGUGGAAGGAGUUUCCCGAGAGAAACUGGCUGCUGGCCAGGGACUUGAAGGUGGAGGCUGCUCCGUUCUGGGACCGGAUCCUCGAGGAAGAGGAGAUGUCCAGCUCAGUCCUGUCCAAGAAACGCAAAGUGUCUGGACCUGACUCUAGUCUGGAUUCUAGUUGGUCUCCUACCUAUUCUGUGAUGUUUGGCGUGCCCCCAGGGCCAACCAACGAAAUGUCAAAAAAUAAGGAAAUGGACAUAGAUGAAAGCCUUUACUCCCGCCAGCUGUAUGUACUCGGCCAUGAGGCAAUGAAGCAUCUCCAGGCUUCCAGUGUACUGAUAUCAGGCCUGCAGGGUCUGGGUGUGGAAAUUGCCAAGAAUAUCAUCCUUGGUGGGGUCAAGGCUGUCACUCUCCAUGAUCAGGGCAUUGCCCAGUGGGCUGAUCUGUCUUCCCAGUUCUGCCUACGUGAGGAAGAUAUUGGUAAAAACCGAGCUGAGAUAUCCCAACCACGCCUUGCUGAACUCAACAGUUACGUUCCUGUGUUUGCCUACACUGGACCUCUAAUUGAGGAGUUCCUUAGUGGUUUUCAGGUAGUGGUUCUUACCAACACUCCUUUGGAAUAUCAGCUGCAGGUGGGUGAAUUCUGCCAUAGCCACGGAAUCAAGCUGGUAGUAGCAGACACUCGGGGCCUAGUUGGACAACUCUUCUGUGACUUUGGAGAGGAAAUGAUUCUCACUGAUUCAAAUGGAGAACAGCCACUCAGUGCCAUGGUUUCAAUGAUCACUAAGGAGAAUCCAGGGAUUGUCACCUGCCUGGAGGACUCCCGGCAUGGAUUUGAAAGUGGUGACUUUAUCUCUUUCACAGAAGUUCAGGGCAUGAGUGAACUCAAUGGCAUUGGUCCCAUAGAGAUCAAAGUUCUGGGUCCCUAUACCUUUAGUAUCUGUGAUACCUCCAGCUUCUCUGAGUACAUCCGUGGAGGCAUUGUCAGUCAAGUGAAAGUACCUCGGAAGAUCAAUUUUAAACCCCUACUUGCCUCGCUGGCAGAGCCAGAGUUUGUGGUCACAGAUUUUGCUAAGUGCUGUCAUCCUGCUCAGCUCCACAUUGGCUUCCAGGCCCUGCAUCAGUUCUGUACUCAGCACAGCAGGCCUCCUCGGCCCCAUAAUGAGGAGGAUGCUGAGGAAUUGGUGACCUUAGCCCAAUCUGUGAAUGCUCAAGCUUUGCCAGCAGUUCAGCAGGAUUGCCUGGACAUCGACCUUAUCCGGAAGUUGGCCUAUGUAGCAGCUGGGGACCUGGCACCCAUGAAUGCCUUUUUUGGUGGUUUGGCUGCCCAGGAGGUCAUGAAGGCUUGUUCUGGAAAGUUUAUGCCCAUUAGGCAGUGGCUGUACUUUGAUGCCCUUGAAUGUCUCCCAGAGCACAGAGUGGCCUUCAUGGAAGAUAAGUGCCUGCCACACCAGAACCGUUAUGAUGGGCAAGUGGCUGUAUUUGGAUCAGACCUACAAGAGAAGCUUGGCAAGCAGAAAUACUUCCUGGUAGGUGCAGGUGCCAUUGGCUGUGAGCUGCUCAAGAACUUUGCCAUGAUUGGCCUCGGCUGUGGGGAGGAUGGAGAAAUCACAGUUACAGACAUGGACACCAUUGAGAAGUCAAACCUGAACAGGCAGUUUCUCUUCCGUCCCUGGGACAUCACAAAAUUAAAGUCUGAGACUGCUGCUGCAGCAGUGCGUGACAUAAAUCCACACAUCAGGAUAUUCAGCCACCAGAAUCGAGUAGGCCCAGAGACAGAACACGUCUAUGAUGAUGACUUCUUCCAAAAGCUGGAUGGUGUGGCCAAUGCCCUAGACAAUGUGGAUGCUCGAUUAUACGUGGACCGCCGUUGUGUUUACUAUCGUAAGCCUCUGCUGGAAUCAGGCACGCUGGGCACCAAGGGCAACGUGCAGGUGGUUGUUCCCUUCUUGACAGAAUCUUACAGCUCAAGCCAGGACCCACCUGAGAAAUCCAUCCCCAUCUGCACACUGAAGAACUUCCCUAAUGCCAUUGAGCACACCGUGCAGGGUAGGCUCCAUGCCUUGAAGAAGGUGGCCAGGUGGACCUCAGGUUUUUUCUUGUGCACUUCUGUUUUGGUAUUACUUGUCUUGCCGUGGGCUCGGGAUGAGUUUGAAGGGCUCUUCAAGCAGUCAGCUGAAAAUGUUAACCAAUACCUCACGGACCCCAAGUUCAUGGAGCGGACACUGCAGCUAGCCGGCACCCAGCCUUUGGAAGUACUGGAGGCCAUACACUGCAGCCUGGUCCUGCAGAGGCCACAGACUUGGGCCGACUGUGUGACUUGGGCCUACCAGCACUGGCACACCCAGUAUUCUCACAACAUCCAGCAGUUGCUGCACAACUUCCCUCCAGCACAGCUUACGAGCUCUGGAGCACUUUUUUGGUCAGGACCAAAACGCUGUCCACAUCCUCUCACCUUUGACAUAAACAAUCCCCUGCAUCUGGAUUAUGUGAUGGCUGCUGCCAACCUGUUUGCUCAGACAUACGGACUAGGAGGGUCCCAGGACUGUGCUGUGGUGGCCAAACUCCUGCAGUCUCUGCCAGUCCCCAAGUUUGCUCCCAAGUCUGGCAUCAGGAUCCAUGUUUCUGAGCAGGAGCUGCAGAGUACCAGUGCCACCACCAUUGAUGACAGCCACCUGGAGGAACUCAAGACUGCACUUCCUACUCCAGACAAGCUGCUUGGAUUCAAGAUGUACCCCAUUGACUUUGAGAAGGAUGACGACAGCAACUUUCACAUGGAUUUCAUUGUGGCAGCAUCCAACCUCCGAGCAGAAAACUAUGGCAUUUCCCCAGCAGACCGGCAUAAGAGCAAACUGAUUGCAGGCAAGAUCAUCCCAGCCAUUGCAACCACCACAUCUGCUAUAGUUGGCCUUGUGUGUCUGGAGCUGUACAAGGUGGUUCAGGGCCACCAACAACUGGAGUCUUAUAAAAACAGUUUUAUCAACUUGGCUCUGCCUUUGUUUAGCUUUUCUGCACCUCUGGCUCCAGAGUGUCAUCAGUACUAUGAUCAAGAGUGGACACUGUGGGAUCGCUUUGAUGUGCAAGGACUGCAACCUAGCGGUGAGGAGAUGACCUUGAAGCAGUUUCUAGACUACUUUAAGACAGAGCACAAGCUGGAAGUCAUCAUGCUGUCCCAGGGUGUGUCCAUGCUCUAUUCUGUCUUUAUGCCAGCCAGCAAGCUCAAAGAACGGUUGGAUCAGCCGAUGACAGAGAUUGUGAGCUGUGUGUCAAAGCAAAAACUGGGCCAUCAUGUGAAGUCACUUGUGUUUGAGCUGUGCUGCAACAGUGACAGUGGAGACGACAUAGAGGUUCCUUAUGUACGAUACAUCAUCCGCUGAUCUCUUACUGACUCCGUUCUUUCAGAUCUCUCAGUCUAUAUCAAAACCUUUCUAGUUAUGAGGAAACCUCAGUUUGAACCUCCUUGUUCCUAAGAACUUUUUAGUGCUGUUUUUACAUUGUUAAGAACUGAAAUUCAUAAUAAUAAAUUUUCAGCCUGUGAA